AUGAUUAGAGAAGAUUGUGGGCAUGAAGAGCUUUCGAGAUGCGCCAAACCUUUGCAGCUGCUUCAGUCAACCACCGACCUUAGUUUCGCUCCGAAACGUGAGGAAUUGAGCAAAUUAUGUCCCGAAUUUCACAGUGGUUUAAGAUGCAUAGGAAGUUACACCCGCCGUUGUAUGACACAAAUGCAGCGUGAAGAGUUCAAUAAAAUCUAUCAAGGAACGAAUGAACUGAUUAAAGAGCUUUGUCGUGAAGGUGACUAUCAGAAUGAAUUUUUGAAGCAUUCACCGUGCCUUCAGACUGUCAAGCCACUUCACAUAAAAUGCGCUGAGAGAUAUCAGCAGACAAUGUCGUCAAUUUUUAAAGCAUCAGCAAAUCAAACCACACACAAACAACAGCAACAUCAUUCAGUGCACAAAAAAGAUGAUGAUGAUGGUGGUAAUGAUAUAGAAAAUGUCAAAAUUGUUUGUUGCUCAUUCAAAGAGUACUUGGACUGCUCUGAGGAUGUUACACGUCGAACGUGCGGAAUGGACACUGGACUCUUUAUUCGAGAUUUUAUUCAUCGAAUGUCUGAUACUCUUAUGCAGAAUUACUGUGAAGAGUACUACAAAGGAUCAAAUCACUGUCCCAAAAACAAAUUCUCUAUGGCAACACGAAACUCGUUGUCAGCUUUUUCAAUGAUUUCAGUUGCUGUUUUGGCUACCUUCACAAUCCAUCGAAUUAGAUGA
Molecule: messenger RNA, 723 nt
Organism: Clunio marinus
Lineage: Eukaryota; Metazoa; Arthropoda; Insecta; Diptera; Chironomidae
Source: the annotation of a GenBank genome assembly